This is a messenger RNA of Triticum turgidum subsp. durum (durum wheat), 771 nucleotides long. The record is from the annotation of a GenBank genome assembly. NCBI's taxonomy places the organism in Eukaryota, Viridiplantae, Streptophyta, Magnoliopsida, Poales, Poaceae.
AUGGCUCCCCCUAAGCCGUCCUCGUCUCCGAUGCCGGAGCAUCCCCGGUCCUCCAUCGUUCACUACAGAGGCAACACAACAACAAUGGCGACCAUGGCAUCUUCACUUAGCUUCAUCCUUGCUCUUCUCCUCGCAAUUGCUGCCACCGACGGUAUCACUGUCCACCUACUCAACAAGUGCCCCUACACGGUGUGGCCAGGCGCCUACCCGGUCGGCGGUGGUAGCAGGCUCGACCCAGGUCAAGCGGGGGCCAUUCAAGUUCCCCCGGGCACGGCUGGUGGAAGGAUUUGGGGGCGCACCGGCUGCAACUUCGAUGCCAGCGGCCGCGGGUCGUGCACCACGGGCGACUGUGGCGGCAUGCUGGCCUGCGCCGCCGGCGGGAAGCCACCUGCCACGCUCGCCGAGUACACGCUGGGUAAGGGCGGCAGCCCCGACUUCUACGACGUCUCCCUCGUCGACGGAUUCAACAUGCCGAUGAGCUUUGGGCCUACCGGCGGCAGCUGCCACGCAAUCAACUGUGCCGCGGACAUCAACGCAAAGUGCCCGUCGGAGCUGAAGGUGGACGGAGGCUGCGUGAGUGCCUGCGUCAAGUUCGGCACCCCCCAGUACUGCUGCAAGCCGCCGCUCAGGCCGUCGACCUGUGGGCCGACGGACUACUCGCGCUUCUUCAAGGGGCACUGCCCGGACGCCUACAGCUACGCCUACGACGACAAGAGCAGCACCUUCACCUGCCCCGUCGGAUCAGACUACCAACUCACCUUCUGCCCAUAG